CUUGCCCCUGCUGUGCUCCUCGAAAAGUUUGAAUUUGCUUCAUAAAUGGCGCAGCAGCUCAAGGGCGCGACGCUGCGGCGACUGGUGAACGAGCUCACAAAGCUACAGUCGAGCCCGCCUGAGGGUAUCAGCGAUUGAGGUCGACGAGGACACGCUGAGCGAAAUAUCCGCAGUCAUCGAUGGGACCUGAGGGCACACCGUAUGCUGGCGGCAAGUUCCAUGUGCGCCUAACCAUUGAUAGCAACUUCCCCAAUACACCGCCCAAAGGCGCGUUUCAGGGCGAGAUCUGCGUCAGCACGCUGAAGAAGGACUGGCAAAAGAGCUACGGGAUCGAGCAUGUGCUGGUGACAGUCAAGUGCCUGCUGAUAUACCCAAACCCAGAGUCGGCGCUGAACGAGGAGGCAGGCAAGCUGCUACUCGAGCACUACGAUGACUACGCAAAGCAUGCCAAGCUGAUGACGGAAGAUCCACGCACAGAAGCAACCCCCGCCGAGCCGGCGACGAAGAGGGCGAAGAAGACCCUGACGGCUAAGGAGCGGAGCAAGAGGAACCUCCGGCGAUUUUAGAGCCGCUGGUUUUAAACCCCAGCAUGCUUGAUCAGGCGAUCAGAUCCAGAUGGGCGGCUUUUGCAGAUAAGAGGGCAGGAGUGACUGGGUCUGUUUCGGUUCUCGCACUCUGAAUUGGCCUGGCAAGUCGAACACUUUCCCCCUUUAGCUACAUACACUUUUUCCUUAUAUUAUACACAUUCUCAGUUUCGCAAGGAUGCCGCACCUGCCGCCCCUCGUUACCCGCACGUCCGCUUCGCUGGCGGAGGCUCGCACACGCUCGAUUCAGCUGU
Molecule: messenger RNA, 838 nt
Organism: Linderina pennispora
Lineage: Eukaryota; Fungi; Kickxellomycota; Kickxellomycetes; Kickxellales; Kickxellaceae
Product: UBC-like protein
Exons: 5
Coding region: 180-566 (128 amino acids)
Source: RefSeq, a predicted model, not a curated record